This is a messenger RNA of Diospyros lotus (date-plum), 2355 nucleotides long. RefSeq names its product rop guanine nucleotide exchange factor 5. Gene Ontology annotation, molecular function: guanyl-nucleotide exchange factor activity. Lineage: Eukaryota; Viridiplantae; Streptophyta; Magnoliopsida; Ericales; Ebenaceae. The coding region runs from base 323 to 2134 and encodes 603 amino acids. The record is from RefSeq and is a predicted model, not a curated record. The transcript is spliced from 7 exons.
CUGUUUGUCAAUACUUUAGGCAGAUAGACGUUAGCGUUCUGCAAUCGGCAACUUUAAAUCAAAUUCAGAGAGAGAGAGAGAGAGAGAGAGAGAAGCCGUCUAUCUCUGAAAUCAUGCGUUAGAGCAGCUUCUACUUAUCAUUUUUAGCUCUCAAACCCUUCAAAAGUUUCAAUUUUCCUCCAUCAAUGGAUGAAGGGACUGUUUUCAUUGCCAAGCUCAACCGUAUAACCGUAUCUUCCUUUUUGGUUGAACCAAAACAAGAAUCCUAGUUCAUAUUUGGCCUUUCUUGGCUUGGUUUGUUUUCUUGGAAACCAGGCGCAGUAUGGAGAUUUCAGCUGAGAAGAGCAAGAAACAAGAUGGAACUGAGUCGUUCACCGAUUCGGCCGGAGACUGCAGAGACACUAGCACAUGUUCGAGCAGAUCGAGCUCAGAUGCUUCGGCCGACGAAGCCAAGGCAAAGCCGUGUUCGUCGCCGGCGCCGUUAGGUUGGCCCAUUCGCAAGGCCCAUCUGUCAAAGAGCUCGGCUUCUGACGUUUCUGGAGGCGAAGCCAAAUCCCAUUUGGACGAUUCGAGGUUGAAGAAGCUGGGCUCGGAAAUUUCAGAAGUUGACAUGAUGAAAGAGAGGUUCGCAAAGCUGUUGCUCGGUGAAGACAUGUCGGGAAGUGGUAAAGGGGUUUGCACGGCGCUGGCAAUUUCAAACGCCAUCACCAAUCUCUGUGCAUCUGUGUUUGGGCAACUCUGGAGAUUGGAACCAUUGCCAUCUGAAAAGAAAUUGAUGUGGCGAAGAGAGAUGGAAUGGCUUCUUUGUGUUAGUGAUCACAUCGUUGAGUUAAUGCCUUCUUGGCAAACAUUUCCUGAUGGAAGUAAGCUCGAGGUUAUGAGUUGCAGACCGCGAUCAGAUCUUUUCAUCAACCUUCCAGCUCUUCGUAAGCUAGAUAACAUGCUCCUAGAGAUACUAGAUAGUUUUAGGGACACAGAGUUUUGGUAUGUUGAUCAAGGGAUUAUAGCCCCAGAUGCCGAUGGUUCAGCCUCUUUCCGAAAGCCCAUUCAGCGACAGGAGGAGAAAUGGUGGCUACCUGUGCCUCGUGUACCUCCUGGCGGUGUCCAUGAAGAUACGAGGAAGCAAUUACAUCACAAGCGGGAAUGCGCAAGUCAGAUACUAAAAGCUGCAACUGCUAUCAACAGCACUGCUUUAGCUGAAAUGGAAGUUCCUGAAUCAUUCUUGGAAUCUCUCCCAAAGAAUGGGAAGUCUUGUUUAGGAGAUUUUAUUUACAGGUACAUCACUUCAGAACAGUUUUCCUCAGAGUGCUUGCUUGAUUGUCUUGACCUGUCGUCUGAACAUGUUGCUCUGGAGAUCGCAAACCGGGUGGAGGCAUCAAUUUAUGUUUGGCGUAGACGAAUUCACUCAAAACCAGUGAUCAAUGCAAACCGUUCAUCAGCUUCGAAAUCAUCUUGGGAGAUUGUCAAGGACCUAAUUGUUGAUGGGGACAAGAGGGUAUUGCUGGCAGAAAGAGCCGAAAGCCUCCUGCUUUGCUUGAAACAGCGGUUCCCUGGUCUAACACAGACCACCUUGGAUACCAGCAAGAUACAGUACAACAAGGACAUCGGGAAAUCCAUUCUGGAAAGCUACUCAAGAGUUCUGGAAAGCCUAGCAUUUAACAUUGGUGCGCGUAUUGACGACCUGCUAUACGUGGAUGACCUGACUAGGCAAUCCGAGAAGCUCUCCUCGGUCCCCGCCGCAUUAAGUCUGAUUGCCCACAAGAGAGUUCCAGUCCCCCAUUCGGUGCCAGUCUCGGGCACUCCAUACAAAACAGCCUUUGGCACACCAACCGCCUUUUCGCCUGCUGCACCCUUGGUUAGUCCGGCAAGGGGAGAGAGAACUCCAUUUCUGAGCAUCAACGUCAACAGGCCUCCUCGCCGCGGGUUUGGUGUAAAACGGGUCUUGACAAAUUAUCUUGGCGGGGAAGCGAAGACCAAGAACUGUGGGAAUGCCACCAAAGCUUUGGCUUUAGUCCCCAACCAGCAGGCUGCUGAAGUGCAUGCUUCUCGGGUUGGGACCCAAAGCAGACACUGUCAAAAGGAGUCUUCUUCGGUUCUCCAAGACGCGAAUAGGUCGCUGCAGAUUGAUCGUUGAUGAGUAUGAUCGGCCGUAGACUUAUUGUUUAGCACUAACUAAUCGGUUACUAGACCCCGCCUGAUUUCUUUCUGUGUUGCUAGUUGUUUGCACUUGUUUAAUUCAGUUUCAGACAGUAGAAUCAUAUCUAUAAUAUAGUUACGAUGUUGUACUUAUGGAUGGGGCCAGAGCUGAAUCAUAUCUAAAUAUACACCUCUUUGUGAAAUGCCAUUGCUUUGUCU